Molecule: messenger RNA, 969 nt
Organism: Dovyalis caffra
Lineage: Eukaryota; Viridiplantae; Streptophyta; Magnoliopsida; Malpighiales; Salicaceae
Source: the annotation of a GenBank genome assembly
AUGGGUUCUUCGGUUUCCUUCCAUCUUGUUUUUCUACUCCAAGUUGCAUUAUUGGUCUCUCUAUUUCAUUUCAGCACAGCAGCGAGGAAACUUGCCGGGUCAGUCCAAACUGAUCAGCAGCCAUUACCGUUUCAAUACCACAACGGCCCACUUCUUACCGGAAAAAUCUCAAUCAACUUGAUCUGGUACGGCAAGUUUAAGCCUUCUCAACGUGCACUUAUAACAGAUUUCGUCGUCUCCCUCACUACUUCCGAGCUUACAGUAGCCCAACCCUCUGUUGCUAAAUGGUGGAAGGGUACUGAGAAAUACUACCAAGUCAUUAAGUCCAACAAAUCCCCUUCUCCAGUCCUCUCUCUGGGAACACAAUUAUUGGAAGAGAGUUAUUCCUUGGGCAAAUCCCUCUCUAGCAAGCAAAUUGUGCAAUUAGCAUCAAAAGGUAGCCAAAGGAAUGCAAUCAAUGUUGUUUUGACAGCAUCUGAUGUGGCAGUUGAAGGUUUUUGCUCUAGUAGGUGUGGCACUCAUGGGUCCUCUCUGAGUGCUCAAAAAGUCAAUGGCAAAAGCUCCAAAUUUGCUUAUGUUUGGGUUGGUAAUUCAGAGACUCAAUGCCCAGGUCAAUGCGCAUGGCCAUUCUACCAACCAAUUUAUGGGCCACAAAGCCCACCUUUGGUCGCACCAAACAAUGAUGUGGGUCUGGACGGUAUGAUUAUAAACUUGGCUAGCCUCUUGGCAGGGACUGCCACGAACCCAUUUGGAAAUGGCUACUUCCAGGGUCCCAAAGAGGCACCACUUGAGGCUGCAUCAGCGUGCCCUGGGGUUUAUGGCAAAGGGUCCUAUCCUGGUUAUGCUGGGGAUCUUUUAGUAGAUUCUGCAAGUGGUGCUAGCUACAACGCACAUGGUGUCAAUGGUAGGAAAUACUUGCUUCCUGCUUUGUUUGACCCUUCAACAGCAACUUGUGCUACUUUGGUCUGA